Molecule: messenger RNA, 1422 nt
Organism: Macaca mulatta (Rhesus monkey)
Lineage: Eukaryota; Metazoa; Chordata; Mammalia; Primates; Cercopithecidae
Source: RefSeq, a predicted model, not a curated record
GGGAUCAUGAGUGGAAAAGCAAAGGCAAGAAGGGCUGCCAUGUUUUUUAGAGGUUGUUCUGAAGAUGCCAGCGGUAGCACCAGUGGCAGCACUUUGCUAUCAGAGGAUGAAAACCCUGAUACGAAUGGCUAAUUCUACAUUUGAGACAUCUAGAAAACUGCCUUUGUUUUUUUCUUAUAAGCAUUUUAAGAAUAUAAAUAGACGUAUACUAGCAUAAGCAUUGCAUAUGUGAAAGCGAGAGGUAUGACUAAAUCUAUGUGCUCACAUAUAUGCUGGGUAACUCGAUCAUGGAAGAUUAUUCUAAGUACAAUGUUUACAUUGACUUUUCUUCUUGUAGGACUCCUAAGUCAUCAGUGGCUUAAAGAAACAGAGGUUCCUCAGAAAUCCAGACAAUUAUAUGCCAUAAUUGCAGAAUAUGGCUCAAGGCUUUAUAAAUAUCAGGCCAGACUUCGUAUGCCUAAAGAGCAACUGGAACUUUUAAAGAAGGAAAGCCAGACUCUGGAAAACAAUUUUCAUAAAAUUCUACUUUUGAUUGAACAAAUAGAUGUCCUGAAGGCAUUGCUUAGAGAUAUGAAGGAUGGUACGGACAAUAAUCACAGCUGGAACACCCAUGGAGACCCUGUGGAGGACCCAGACCACACGGAGGUCCUGGAUGAGGAAAUGUCAAACUUGGUCAAUUAUGUACUUAAAAAGUUGAGAGAAGACCAAGUCCAGAUGGCUGAUUAUGCUCUGAAGUCGGCCGGAGCCUCCAUCAUUGAAGCUGGGACCUCAGAAAGUUACAAAAAUAAUAAAGCAAAAUUGUACUGGCAUGGGAUAAGUUUCCUAAAUCAUGAAAUGCCUCCAGAUAUUAUUCUUCAGCCGGAUGUCUACCCUGGAAAUUGCUGGGCUUUUCCAGGUUCCCAGGGUCAUACCCUAAUCAAGCUUGCUACAAAGAUCAUACCUACUGCUGUUACCAUGGAGCACAUCUCAGAGAAGGUGUCUCCCUCAGGAAACAUCUCCAGUGCACCCAAGGAAUUUUCUGUCUAUGGCAUCACAAAAAAAUGUGAAGGAGAAGAAAUUUUCCUAGGUCAGUUUAUAUAUAACAAAACAGGAACCACCGUUCAAACAUUUGAACUCCAGCAUGCUGUUUCUGAAUAUUUAUUAUGUGUGAAACUUAACAUCUUUAGCAACUGGGGACACCCGAAGUAUACUUGUUUAUAUCGAUUCAGGGUCCACGGCACACCAGGCAAGCACAUCUAGAAGAGUUGGUGCAGAAGGUCAUGCCACAUGUCCAGAAUAUUCAAGAACAUUUAUUCUCUUAGAUGAUACUGCACACAUAGGAAUUGAGAAUUAGGAGUGGGAAGAAAACCUCAAAGUGGUUCAUACUUGCCUAUAAAAAGUAAACAAAUUUUACUAAUAAAAAAUAUGGAAGUAAAUUAAAUA